AUCUGGGUUCCCAGCCCCCCGCUCUCCCCACACUUGAUGGCAAUGGGAGGCUCCUCCCUACCUUGCUCCUGCGGCCGUUGGUCGAGGGCAGGCAAGACUCGGGGGCAUCUGCACCCCAUGUCUGUGGUGUGGACCUGCACAGAUGCCCACAGGGAAUAGGGGCUAUAUAUGGUUCAGGACUGACCCACAGAUUUCGACUUGAUUUGGCUCGGGACACACAAACUUUCCUCCCCAAACUGCAAACGCAAGGAACCGCGAUGGGGGCUGCACAACAGGAAAUGUUUUCGAACCGUUACUGAGAUGAGGCCCAGGUCUCUCAGCGAACAGUUCACGGCGGCCGCUGUUUUGUUCAAGCUCGGCAGCGGUUGUUAUGCUGUGGUUCAGCUUCCACUUUCUUUUCUAUGCUAUAAUUAAUGAACGGUUAUAACUCCCACGACACCCACAAAGAUGGCAAGUAAGAAAUAAAGUCAUGUGUGCUGCCGCUAAUAGAGAAAUGAAAAAAUCCAGGCUGUGUACAGAAGUCUCCAGCUGCUAACAGAGAAGCCCAAAGCUGAACACCAGCAUAACAAAGGCUGGUGCCCAUUAUCAAUAAAGCCAGGCCAUAGUGUAGCUAGUAAACAAUUAUUUUUAUUAUAAUAAAAAAAAAAGCCAGACAUGGCUUCACUCAUAGGACGUAAAAAAAAAUGUUGUACAGCUUAAAAUACAGUGUCAAAUUAUUACAAACAAAUCGAUCCUGAACUUUCAGUCGUAUUUCAGUGCAAAUGUAAGUUCAAGACUCGUGAUAGAGGUGAUAUCUUUUAUUAGAGCAACAAGAUUUUUGCAAAAAAUGUCUUUAAUUGCAAGCUUUUGGGCACAAACACCCCUCAUCAGGCACUGGAGAAAAGAUUGUGUCUGAAAGCUUGCAAUUAAAGAAUUUUUGUUGCAAAAAUCUUGUUCGUCUAAUAAAAGAUCUCAUCUGUACUAUGAGUCCUGAUUCCCUUUUCCUCUAGUUCAAUACCUGACACAAUGUAAGUUCAGGCACUAAUGGAAAGAAAAAACCCCCCAAAUGUUACCAAUCAAAAUUGAAACACUAAUUUAAGCAUUUCUCAAAAGAGAAGCAUUUCUCACAGGGAAGGACUGAUUCAAAGCGGUAGGGGAGGAGGUGUGCCUUGUCACCUCAUCCGAGCCCGGUCCCUUUGCAGUUUAGCAGAGGCCGUGGAAGGCCGGGGCUAAGGGGGUUUAGCCCCCCAGACACAGGCAGCCCAGGCGCGCACAGACAGACAAGCAGCCAGAGCCUGCAGGAGCCCAGCCUGGCCCCACGGCAUGUGGAGCAGCGCCCAGCUGAGCGGCACUUGAGACAAGCUGAGUAACUGAUGGCUGGAGACGUCACAGACGGUCAGAGCCGGUUCCUACUUGGCCAGUCACCGAGGAACGAACUGAAGUAGCUGCAACCUCAAGCAACUGGAAGCUGCAGGAGACAGGGGGACGUUCCGGCAGACGCGGGCCACCCCCAGGACCCCCCACCCCCCACAAGACAGCAUGUGGCUCAGACCCCUUCCCAGGUGGCAUCAUCCCGGGGAAGACCCUCGCUAUUCACGGAGUGGGGCCCACACCUGUGACGGUACCGGUAGCCCGUGCACCCAUCGUGUGGAACGACUGUGCAACGUACCUGGAAAUGGGGUGACCCUGCAGCAUCCUGCGGGCUGCGCUGCGGCCCCUUGCGCCCAUCGCUGCGCGGGAGCACCCUCCGUGUCUGCGCGCAACGGCUGGACGCGGCGCACGAAGCUGCUGCAAAGGUGGCGCCAGGCUCCCGGCUGCUGCUCCUGCUGCUGCUCCUGGGCGCGGAGACCGUGCCAGGAGCCCAUGCUGGCUCCCACUCCUACCGGCAUUUCUACACGGCGGUGUCGGACCCCAGCCUGGACGUGCCUGUCUUCACUGCCGUGGGCUACGUGGACGACCAGCAAAUUCUCCGCUACGACAGCGAGACGCAGAGACAGGAGCCGCGCGGGGACUGGGUGCAGGGUGCCGUCGACCAAGACUUCUGGGACGGGGAAACCAGGAGCUUGCGGCGCUGGCAGGACGGAUUUAAACGGAACCUGCUCACCCUGCGGCAUCGCUACAACCAGACCGGGGUUGGGAUGCCAUCCUCAGCUCCAUGGUAGCUUUGGCCCGCCUAACUGCCUCCCUACAAGCACGAGCAGAGGAGGGUCUCACACGCUCCAGUUCACGUACGGCUGUGAGCUCCGCGCGGACGGCAGCGCUGGAGGCCACAUGCAGCUGGGCUACGACGGGGCAGACUUCAUCAGCUAUGACCUGGCAACGCGCACCUGGGUGGCAGCCCCAGCACAGGCCCAGCGCACCCAGCGCAGGUGGAAUAUGGAUACGGCCAUUGUUCAGACUGCAAGUGCCUACCUGGAGGAGACCUGCAUCACAUGGCUGCGGCAGUACCUGCGGCACGGGGAGGCAGCGCUGCAGAGCAGGCGUCCCGUGGCACAGGUGAGCGACAGGCCGUCGUCCCGAGACGGACGCACCACCCUGUCCUGCCGGGUCCACGGCUUCUACCCCCGGGACGUGGCUGUCGUGUGGCUGAAGGACGGGGAGGCGCAGCCCCAGGAGACGAGGCGCUCGGGGGUCGUUCCCAGCGGGGACGGGACCUACCAGACCCGGGCCACCAUCGAGAUGGACCCGAGCAGCGACCACGACUACACCUGCCGCGUGGAGCACGAGAGCCUGGGGGCAGCCCUGAGAGUGGCCUGGGACAAGGGCAGGGCGGGGUACGACCCAGUGAUGAUUGUGGGUGUCGUUAUCGGUGCCAUGUUGCUGUUCGGUGCCAUGACGGGCACAGCUGGUUAUUUCCUCGGGAGACGGGGAAAUAAAGGAGCGCCUGCCCACGAAGCCUGUGAAGCCUUGUAGCUCUCCGAGGGAGCAACACCCACUUCAACUCCUGCCUUGAAUGUAACUGCGAGGGGCUCUGGCCGGAGGGUCCCCCAAAGGAGACGCCGCCCCUCUCUGAGCCAGCCCUGGGAGCCGGGUCCCCCCAGUCCGGGCGGGUGCGAGGCCGAGUGCUGGGGAGCUGCGUGGCUGGGUCUGUGCCAGCCUCUGCUCCUGGGGGAGACGGGGUGUCCAUCGCCAUCCCAGGCAGCCUGGGCUCUGGGCCCUGCGCGUCCGGGGAAGGGGCUGCAGCAGAGCAGAGCUAGCGCGGUGCCGAGGACCGCCCUGGGAGGUGCGUUGGGAAGGGGCAUCUCCUUGCCUCGGUGCAGGGAGAGACCCAGGGUGGAGCCAAGGCCAGGUCUGUGGCUGCCCGGUGCUGCCAUCUCCCGUGUGCUGUCCGCACAGCCGAGUGGAGUCUGAUGGGGGCUGCGGGGACAGGACUUGAUUAUGCCAAAUCACUGCAGUGCCUGGAAUCACCUCCAAGUUUUCAUAGCUAAGAAAGAAGUCCUCCUGUGCACAGGAGAGCGGCUGGGGCAAAACUGGGUCACAGGCAGUGUGUAAGGGAGGCGUGGGGGGGCAUGUGCCCCCGAGAUUGCCCCUCAGCGACUGGGGAGUGGGGAGCGCUGGCCAGUCCCCCCCACCCUGAGAUGCACCAGCGGCACUUCCAGGUUUGGAGGUGGCACUUGCGGGGGUGGUGAUUGGCCCCCGGGGGACCCGCCCAUGUCGGCGAUGGGUUGCUGGUGCGCGCCCAGAGUGGGGAGGCACCAGUUGCCCGUGAACUGGGUUGUGGUGGUAAGACUGCCACAAGGACGAGCGGUGUCUUCUGCCCGCAGGGGCCUGGACCUGCCCCCCACGACGCCGCGUCCCUUCCCCCUCCCCUUCCCCUGGACACUUACAGCCGAGCGCUGCUCUUCCGCGGCCGGGCUGCGGAUCAGACAUCGGAUCAGUGUUGGCUGCUCUGCCUCCUUAGAAAUCGGUACUGGCCCCCAAAUCCCUAUCGGCGCAGCCCUGCAGCCCGACAGGCGUAGGGAAGAGCUGUUGGCACCAGUCCCAGACCCACGGUGGUGCUAGGCGGGGAGCUCCUGGAGGCAGGGGCGAGACGCAGGGGGUGCAGGCUGGUGAACGCGCACCCCUGAGCUUGGGGCUGCACCCCUGCAAAACGGCACAGCCGACACUGUUGGCAGCGCCUGCGGGCGGUCACCGGUCACCCCCCACUGCCAACACCGCUGGUGCUGUCUGCGGGCGGUCCGUGAUCCCUGCUGUCCACUGCCAACGCUGCCAGUGGCAGCUGUGGGUGGUCGCCGGCCCUUGGCCAGCGCUCGCCAGCCCCCCCGAACAGCGCCGGGAGCUCCCGCUUACUGCCGCCACCGCGCUCCCGCUGCCUCUGCCGCCCCCGCCACCACCGUGCCCCCAGCUGCCGGGCACACGUCGCUCAUGCCCGCAGGCAGUGGCAGCGCUGUCGGCGGGGGACGGGGGGGGCAGGGUGGCGAGCACCGGCCAGCGGUCAGCGACCACCCACAGACCCCGCCGGCAGCGUUGGCAGUGGCCAGCUGCACUCACGGACCGCCCGCAAACCCCACCGGCGGUGCCACGGCGAGGGGGCGAGGUGUGACAGCGACCCCCGCAGGGCGACAGGCUGCACCGCACUCAAUGCCCGAGCGCCUGCCUCUUGUUUCCAGCCCAGACUGCAGGUUCACGGAGCUGCCUCCACACGAGGGAAACGCCUUGCCCGGGAGAGCCUUUCAUCUGCCCACUCACCUGCAAAAGAUAAAGCAUUGUGACCAGAAGGAAACGGUUCAGCGUCCUGCUGCCCGUCAGACAGCUUGGGGGCAAAGAGACUGCUCUUUUAUUGGAGCCUGACUGCACAGCACGAGCUUUUCCGACCAGGCGAUCUCACGGCGUCUUGGGCUCCGCUGUGACCUGCACAUUUUCAUUCCUACCUCCAGAGACAUUUGGCACUCUUGGAGAGAAACCCCCAGUUUUUCUUUUCUUUUUUUAGUUUAAAAAUACACUCCUCCCCUUCCCCUA
Molecule: messenger RNA, 4938 nt
Organism: Alligator mississippiensis (American alligator)
Lineage: Eukaryota; Metazoa; Chordata; Crocodylia; Alligatoridae
Product: class I histocompatibility antigen, F10 alpha chain
Exons: 12
Coding region: 1519-2892 (457 amino acids)
Biological process (GO): immune response
Cellular component (GO): external side of plasma membrane
Source: RefSeq, a predicted model, not a curated record